AUGGCCGCAUACCAGACUGGCCGGUCAGCACAGCAGUCCGACUCUCAGGCGGAGGCAGCGUGUCAGCCUGCUGCUGGUGCGGCGCUUGCGCGUGGUGAUGGAGCGGCGAUUCCUACUGCUGCUGGAGCGGCGAUUCCUACUGCUGCUGGAGCGGCGAUUGCGCCUGUUGCUAGUGCGGCGAUUCCGAGUGCCGCUGGUGCGGCGAGUACGUCUGCUUCUGGCGCGGGGUUUCAGCCUGAAGCUGAGGCGGCGAUUCUGACUGCUGCUGGAGCGACGUUUCCGACUUUCGAUGGUGUUGCGUUUCUGCCUUCCGAUGGUGCUGCGUUUCCGCCUUCUGAUGAGAUUCCGCUCGAGGCUGGAGCCACGCUCCCGUUUGCGGAUGGAGGCGCAAACCAGCCUGGUGCUGGAGCAACGUCUCCGUCUGCUGCUGGAGUCGCGUUCCCUACUGAGGUUGGAGCCCCAUUCCAGCCCGCUGCUGGUCAGGAGUUUCCGCCCGCGGCUGGAGGCACAUUCGAGUCUGAUGUUGAUGCAUUUGAUGCUCUUCUGGACGAGGAGGACGAGUGUGGUGGUUAUAACCAGCCAAUGGACCUCGAGGCGCAGCUAGAGAAAGAACCCGUCAUCCCCGAACCUGGGUAUAUGCACGAGUUGAUGGAAAAUCGUGCGACAAAGUCUGCAUCGCCAACUGUAGACCGUGCGAUGUUUGAGGCCCAGGCCGCGCGGACCCGCCAGUUGGAGCGCGAGCUUAUGCAAGCGAGGAAUGAGAUGAGAGCCAUGCAGCGACAAUAUGCACCCUCACAUCAAGGCACUGGUCAACGCGAUGGGCAGCGAUUCGACUGGGAGCUCAACACCGAUGCUGAUGCAUGUGGUUGGAACGACGCAGAAAACAGUGCGGAAGCAAACGGAGGGCUGUCAGGUGGGGCCGGUGCGGCUAACGGAGGGCCGUCAGGUGGUUAUGGUGCGGCUAACGGAGGGCCGUCAGGUGGUGCUGGUGCGGCUAACUUUGGGCGGUCCGUUGGUGCUGGUGCGGCUAACGGAGUGCGAUUUGGGACGGCUGGUGCGGCUAACGGAGGGCUGUCAGUUGGUGCUGGUGUGGCUAACGGAGGGCCGUCAGUUGGUGCUGGUGUGGCUAACGGAGGGCCAUCAGUUGGUGCUGGUGCGGCUAACUUCGGGCCGUCCGUUGGUGAUGGUGCGGCUAAUGGAGGGCGUCUUGGGGCGGCUGGUGUGGCUAACGGAGGGCCGUCAGGUGGUGCUGGUGCGGCUAACGGAGGGCGUUUUGGGGCGGCUGGUGCGGCUAAUGGCGGGCGUCGUGGGGCGGCUGUGGGAAACUCAGACAACUACGAGCGUCCCAUGGUCUUGGUCGAGCCAAAUCGCCCUGCUAUCAUCGACGUUGUCAACAAUGCGUACUCGAAUGGAGCCACGCUCGACUUGCAUCAACUAACUCGAAUGCAACGGACGUGGGCGCACCGAUAUGCAAUGGCAUUGGCCUCUGUUCCGGCGAAGCACAACGGGUUCACGGUAGGCCACGAUUUCCUCAUUGUCCCGUACAAAGCCUUCCUCUUCUCAUGCGAUCUCUCCUCCCUUGGCAGGCGCGCUCAGUCCACCCAUACCCCCAAGGCCCGCCUUACCCUCCUCACGUUGCUUUGA
Molecule: messenger RNA, 1644 nt
Organism: Closterium sp. NIES-65
Lineage: Eukaryota; Viridiplantae; Streptophyta; Zygnematophyceae; Desmidiales; Closteriaceae
Source: the annotation of a GenBank genome assembly